CACAAAAGAAACAGUUCGUCUUCGAUCUCCGCCGAUGAUGUUAAUCAUUUACGCGUAUAAGAUCGCAUUACAUUAGCCACAAAACUUCGCUUGCGAUGACACAAGGCAAGAUAUUCGAUAAAGUGUUUUGAACGAUAUUUUAAAAACCCCUCCAAAUUGUCGCGCACGCGCUGUUACUUCACUUUAUUGUGAUUGGUCGCGAAUCAGAAAGAAUUAAGCAAUAUGAGUGUCACGCGAAACAGUGUUAGUCGGUCUGUGUGCAACAGUAAGGGCAGCAUGAUCGUCGUUUCGAAUAGACUGCCUUUUAUUCUAAAAAGAAAUGAGAAAACCGGUGAACUGGAGAGGAAGGCCAGCGCCGGUGGGCUUGUAACUGCGGUAGCACCAGUGGUCAUCCGUGGAAAUGGCAUCUGGGUGGGCUGGUCUGGCUUACAUUUGAACAACCUUAACGAGAAGAUCCCGGAAUCCGAUCCCAACGACAAGACACCAACCGCUGGACUGCUUUCUAGUAAGAUCGUGGCAAUUCAAUCUGAACCAAAAUUAUUUGAUAGCUACUACAAUGGUUGUUGCAACGGUACUUUUUGGCCACUAUUUCACUCAAUGCCGGACCGUGCCACGUUUAUUGCGGACCAUUGGAGAGCCUACAUUAAAGUCAACGAGGAGUUCGCUGAAAAGACUGUGUUUGCACUGAAACUCCUCAAAGAAAAUAAAGAGAAGAACAGUUCACCUCCAAUUGUUUGGGUGCAUGAUUAUCACCUCAUGUUAGCGGCUAAUUGGAUAAGACAGCGUGCUGAAGAAGAUGAAUUAAAAUGCAAGCUCGCAUUUUUCCUUCACAUUCCGUUCCCGCCAUGGGACAUAUUCCGCCUAUUUCCAUGGUCAGACGAAGUGUUGCAGGGUAUUCUCGGAUGUGAUAUGGUCGGUUUCCACAUAAUGGAUUACUGUUUGAAUUUCAUCGACUGUUGUCAGAGAAAUUUGGGGUGCCGAGUCGACAGGAAAAACUUACUGGUUGAACUGGGUGGCCGUACGAUUUGUGUUCGACCUUUACCAAUUGGCGUGCCUUUCGACAGAUUUGUCUCUCUAGCGCAAAACGCAAAACCAGUGCUUUCUACAAGUCAAAAAGUGAUACUGGGAGUCGACAGAUUAGAUUAUACCAAAGGCUUAGUGCAUAGGCUGAAAGCUUUCGAGAGGUUACUGCAGAAGUAUCCAGAACAUAUCGAGAAGGUCGUGUUAUUGCAGAUUUCAGUCCCGUCAAGAACAGAUGUCAAAGAGUAUCAAGAUUUAAAAGAAGAAAUGGAUCAAUUGGUUGGAAGAAUUAAUGGAAGGUUUACGACACCUAACUGGUCACCGAUCAGAUACAUAUAUGGUUGCGUUGGUCAAGACGAACUGGCAGCUUUCUACCGUGAUGCUGCUGUCGCUCUGGUAACACCAUUAAGAGACGGCAUGAACCUAGUCGCUAAGGAAUUCGUCGCUUGCCAAAUUAACAAACCUCCGGGAGUGUUAAUAGUGUCCCCUUUCGCCGGCGCAGGAGAGAUGAUGCAUGAAGCACUGAUAUGCAAUCCUUAUGAACUGGAUGACGCAGCUGAAGUUAUUCAUAGAGCGCUAAUAAUGCCAGAAGACGAACGAACGGUUCGAAUGAAUCAUCUCAGGCGACGAGAACAGUUGAACGAUGUUGACAGCUGGAUGAAAGCAUUCCUCAAGGCCAUGGAUUCGCUGGAGGAAGAAGCUGAUGAUAUUGGAGCUACCUCUAUGCAACCUGUCACCAUUGACGACUUCGAUGAAUAUUUGUCAAAAUACAUCGGCUACACUCAGAAACUCGCCCUCUUAUUGGACUACGACGGAACCUUGGCUCCCAUAGCGCCACACCCCGACCUGGCGACUCUUCCCUUGGAAACCAAACACACGUUGCAACGUCUUUCCAACAUGUCCGAUGUAUACAUUGCUAUUAUAUCCGGACGUAACGUAAACAACGUGAAGGAAAUGGUUGGGAUUGAAGGUAUCACAUACGCUGGAAAUCACGGUUUAGAAAUCUUACACCCAGACGGUAGCAAGUUCGUUCAUCCCAUGCCAAUGGAGUUGCAAGAUAAAGUUGUAGAACUUCUUAAAUCCUUGCAGGAACAGGUUUGUAAAGACGGUGCUUGGGUGGAAAACAAAGGCGCUCUAUUGACAUUCCAUUUCCGCGAGACUCCGGUUGCCAAGCGCGCGGCGCUGGCGGAAACGGCGCGCCGCCUCAUCACCGCGGCCGGCUUCACGCCCGCGCCUGCGCACUGCGCCAUCGAGGCGCGCCCGCCCGUCGAGUGGAACAAAGGUCGUGCAUCGAUUUACAUCCUAAGAACAGCCUUUGGCCUGGACUGGAGUGAAAGAAUAAGGGUUAUAUACGCUGGUGAUGACGUCACCGAUGAAGAUGCUAUGCAAGCUCUCAAAGGUAUGGCAGCCACAUUCCGCAUCGCCUCGUCGAAUAUAACCAAAACCUCAGCUGAACGACGUCUGUCGUCCACCGAUUCAGUACUGGCGAUGCUGAAAUGGAUCGAAAGACAUUUCUCUCGUCGUAAGCCCAGGGCAAACUCACUCACAUACAAGAAUGCGAGGCUAGCCCGCGACACCAUGCAAAUGCACAUAUCCUAUCAGUUACCCACGAGGUCGCCGAAACAAACGCCUCCUCGCACACCUGAUGUCAUAUCUAGCGGAUCAGAGUCGAGUUAAAUAUUGUCCUCAUAUUAUAUUGGUUAGAAUAAAACAUUUUUAUCAAAUAUUGAUCACGUGCAUAAGGACUGAAGUAUUUCUAUUUAACAACAAUAUAAAUGUUAACUUAGGUCUUUCUAAAUCUCUAUGUAAAAACUUAUUGGAUAUAUAUUCUUACCUAAGCAUACGCUUAGAACAGAACUGUAGAACAAAAUAUUUGUCUAACUAUCGUUUGAAACGAUAUGUAUUCCACAUUGGGCGCGCUUAAUUAUUAUAAUGGCUUGUCAGAUGGAUGUUUGCGUAGGACCGUUGUCCUAUUUAUGUGAUAGAAUAGUGAUAGUUUUUUUUAUUUAGAAUUAUUGUAGACAAAGAUUUCAAAAUUAUGCCAAAUAAUUUAUACUCGAAUAUUUUAAUAAUUAAACAAAUAAUUAUAAUUUUUUAUAUUAAUCUGUUGAAACAUAUGUCUUUGGAGAAUAUAUACAUAGAUAUUUAACAAAAAUGUUUUGUCUGGCUAUUGUUUUAGUAUCUUAGUAAUUGUAGACUUUUGGUAGUAAUUGUAUAAUUAAAAUUUAUUUAUAAUUUGUGAAUGAUAUCUUGUAUAGAUGAACUGAAAUGAUUAUUGUAUAGAGAAGUAUGUAAUUAUAAAUACCUACAUAACAUGUAGUAAUAUAUAAGUAACCAUUAUCGGGAAUUUGAAAUUAGGCAUUCCAUAAUAACAACACUAAGUGUUAAUAUAAAAUGAUUAAUAAAUAUUUUAAUCCAUUUAUAAAAUUAAUUUAUUAAUAUAUUUAUCGCAUCGAACUUUAAAAGCACAACACAAAUUUAGUUUGUCGAAUUUCCACUAAAUUUUAUAUUAUGAGUAGAACACAAAAAUAUUUUAUAUUUAUUUUCAAAAAAUCAUUUGGUAAUUUAUGUGUUAAAUAAAUAUGUGGAAACAAUAGAAAAUAAUAAACAACUAGUCUAGAUUAAAAU
Molecule: messenger RNA, 3648 nt
Organism: Nymphalis io (European peacock)
Lineage: Eukaryota; Metazoa; Arthropoda; Insecta; Lepidoptera; Nymphalidae
Gene: Tps1
Exons: 11
Coding region: 223-2697 (824 amino acids)
Biological process (GO): trehalose biosynthetic process
Cellular component (GO): alpha,alpha-trehalose-phosphate synthase complex (UDP-forming); cytosol
Molecular function (GO): catalytic activity
Source: RefSeq, a predicted model, not a curated record